Messenger RNA from Nymphaea colorata (pocket water lily), 2166 nucleotides. Its product is annotated as probable purine permease 11. The record is from RefSeq and is a predicted model, not a curated record. Gene Ontology annotation, cellular component: membrane. Gene Ontology annotation, molecular function: purine nucleoside transmembrane transporter activity. NCBI's taxonomy places the organism in Eukaryota, Viridiplantae, Streptophyta, Magnoliopsida, Nymphaeales, Nymphaeaceae. The coding region runs from base 200 to 1393 and encodes 397 amino acids. The transcript has a single exon.
UCUCCAUCCUUAUUCGUUAAUCUUGGUGCACUUUUUCUCGUUCUAUGUCUCUCUCUUUUCAGCUUCAGUCCACCUGUACGCUGUUUUUUUGGCCAAAUUUCCUCUCCUCCUCUCUCUCUCCCCCCGUGAAUCGCUCCUAUCAACACCCCCAACAGCCAUCGCUGAUCUUCUCUCUCCCUUUCUCUCUCUCCCCAGAACAAUGGCGGAAGGCAAGGAUACCAACAUCCAGAUCACAACAGAAUCAACAGCUCCCGUUCCUCCUGCUUCCACCACCCCCAUAUGGCAGCCUUUCCACCGGCGCCACUGGUGGUCUAUUCUGGUCGCGUUUAACGUCUUCCUCCUCCUUGCCGGCCAGACCUCGGCCACCCUUUUGAGCCGCUUCUAUUUCGACAAGGGCGGAAACUCCAAGUGGCUCGCUACCCUCGUCCAGAUCGUAGGCUUCCCCAUCCUGCUCCCCCUCUUCCUCCUAGCCCCCAUUGCCUCUACCACUUCCUCAUCCUCCUCCACCACCGUUACCGCCGCCUCCACCUCCACCUCCACGUCCUCCCCCGCCGCUUCCACCUCCACCACCGUACUCAUCUAUUUCGGCCUCGGCCUUCUCGUUGCCGCAGAUGACAUGCUCUAUACCUAUGGUGUUGCUUUCCUCCCUGUUUCCACAUACUCCCUGAUUUGCGCCACGCAGCUCGCCUUCAACUGUGUCUUCUCCUUCUUUCUCAAUUCUCAGAAAUUCACUCCUCCCAUUCUUAAUUCCGUUAUCCUCGUCAUCUUUAGCGCCGUUCUCCUCGCCGUCCGCUCUGAUACCGAGCGUCCGGCCGGCAUCUCCGACCAGGAGUAUGCAAUCGGCUUUGCCUGCACCCUCUCCGCCUCCGCCUUGUAUGCGCUCAUUCUCUCCUUGAUGCAGUUUUCCUUCCAGAGGCAUUUCAAGAAAGAGACGUUCUCCAUUGUGCUGGAAAUGCAGGUGUAUACAUCAGCGUUGGCAACGGCGGCUUGCAUGGUUGGCCUCUUCGCAAGUGGUGAAUGGAAGAAGCUGUCCGACGAGUUCUAUAGCUUCAAGACCGGUAAGAUUUCCUACGUGAUGACAGUGGUGUGGACAGCUGUUGCCUGGCAGGUCGGAUCUGUCGGCGUAGUGGGACUGAUCUUUACUGUAUCUUCCCUCUUCUCCAAUUUGAUCAGUACUGUGGCGUUGCCGAUUGUGCCUGUGUUGGCAAUCUUUGUUUUCAAUGAUAAGAUGGACGCUGUGAAACUCAUGGCCCUGCUUUUGAGUUUGUGGGGCUUUGCUUCUUAUGCCUAUCAGCAGUAUCUUGAUUCCGCUCAGAAACCCACAUCUGGUUUUGUUAUUGAGAGGAAGAAGAAAGAAAUUAAUCCUGUCGGUACUUCAAAUUUUGCUGGAUAGUGGAGGCCAGAUAGCAAGGAGAUAAGCUUUUGGCUCUUGAUCAAUUUUGCCUUCCGUUACAUUGGGCUGCUCAUUGUAUUGCAGAUGUAGGGGACGGGUUUCACUCAAUGUUAGAUUGAGGUUGGUCAUUGUACUUGCAAAUAGAACAGGUUUAAUGCAAUAUUAAGCGCAGAAAAUUAUUAGCAGGAUUUUGCUUUGUCUUGGUCAUGGAUACCACUAAUUUUUAUUGUAUUAGUCCCCAAGUUAUCUUUUUCUCUUUCCAUGUCUCGGCGCUGCUAGAUGGUUGGUCAUGGUUCACGGUAAUAUGGUAAGGCUGGAGCUUUUGCGAGUCCCGCUUUUCCUGUCUGUUCCAACUUGGGGCUGUCUGCAGAGUUUAAGGGGAGCCACUAAUAGCAUAUCCUCAACCCUUUAUGGCUUUUCUGAACCCUAUAAGAAUUGAUGACUUCAAAUUUCCAAGAGCACGCCCUGUGAUUCUUGUGGAGAGCCUGGGCAGUUAGCUGGUCUUAUCCAGGAAGGCACUACGAAAUUGAAGCAAGUGACUGUGUAUUGUAAGAGCGAGGGAGCUUCCUGUAAAUGACCAUAUCACUUGUGCUGUAGUCCUGCUUUCUCCUGUACUGAAGACCAAGUGUAAUUUUUUUGCGUUGAAUUCCUGCAGAUGGCAGACUGAAACAUGAUCUGCAGUUUGGAGGUGUACCCUUCAUGAGCUCCCCACGUGGUAGUUCGUUUGUCACUGAGGCACAGAAGAAAUGAAAGUGGUGAAGAUAAAGUUUUCA